Molecule: messenger RNA, 5092 nt
Organism: Ceraceosorus guamensis
Lineage: Eukaryota; Fungi; Basidiomycota; Exobasidiomycetes; Ceraceosorales; Ceraceosoraceae
Exons: 5
Coding region: 227-4840 (1537 amino acids)
Biological process (GO): phosphorelay signal transduction system
Source: RefSeq, a predicted model, not a curated record
UCCAUCCCACCAAUCAGUCUUUGUGCCUCUUUCUCGCGCGCAAUAAUGCUCGAAUCUGCUCCCCGAUUAUUGCAGUGAGCACCACGUUGGGCCUGGUCGUUAGAUCGCCAGUGCACGCACAUUUCACGACCUCUAUCAAUCAGCACCCCCUCUUCCUCUGCAUGCUGCAAAACCCGCAUUCAUUCUCACAUCUUUCUCAACCUCGUGCAAGACACCGUCAAUCAACAUGUCGAGUCCUUUUCGUAGUACAGCUGUCAGACCCACAGGGCAAGCUUCAACGAGCGCUCAGCCGGAUGCAGCAGCACCCUCGGCUGUGGCUAGGAGACCCUUUCAUCGGAGCAUGACGGCACCCCUCAGCACCCGCAUGGGUGCGCUCAGACAUCCUGGGAGCAGCGGCAUUGCUGCAUCAAAGAUAGACAGUGGUCAGCAAGUGGAUGGUGGUCUCAUCGAUGCUCAGCCCAGGGAGAAGCCUAGCGACCGAAGUAUGAAGCGUGUUCCUUCAGAAUCGCAGUGGAGUGGACGUGCGCAACAAGAACAUGAAGACAUUGAUACUCUGGCCGAUCAGCAACUUCGAAAAGCGAACACUGCGAAAGGCGAUCAAGGGCAGAUGGAUGGAUACGAAUUGUCUGCCGUCGUCGCAGAUACGCUCCAGCUGCCCAUUAGCACGUUGAUGCAGAUCAUCCCGCCUCAUCUUUUAGAUCCGUCGCAUGAGAGGCUCAGUGCGAUGAGCUUGCAAGUACCUGUCGCUAGCGUAGAAGCGCUGUUAGAAUCCUUCAGAGCCCUCAAUUGGAUUUGUGGACGCAUGAGCAACGCUGCAUUCGGAGCUCAACACCCUACGCUCGCUGUGCAGCCUUCUCAGCUCACAUCAGGGCAGGUGGGAAAGGAGGCUGGGGGGAACGAAGCGGCCCAAGCUCUCGACGCAGGCGACGAAAGUACACAGUCUUGUCCCAGCUCGGAGUCACGUCCAGGUCCAAGUCAAGUUGCUGCUAAACGCGACCGAUCAGCGCCACGACGACGGAUGAUGCAAAACUCCAGCAGUCAGUCGUUGGAGCCGAUCGAGUCUCUAGGCAUGGACGCAGAGGCGGACUUCGAUCUAUUGGAAUUAUCUCAGCGCGUGGCAGACGUUGUAUCAGGUCAAGCAGCGGAGAAAGGGAUACAGCUGGUCCUCACGGAAGCGGGGAGCGAGCUGAGAGCACCAGAAGGUGACAAACUCAAAGCUGCUUAUAGUGUGCGAGGCGACGAAGGCGCCACGAGGUUCGCGAUCAUGCAACUAUUAGCCCGAGUUAUCGAUGCGUCAUCUCCAAGGACAGUCGUAGAAUGUGGCCCGCAGGUUGAUCGGGCAAUUACUUCGGACCACGAUGCUGCUGACGCGAACGCUGCACCACAUCAGCUAGUAUGCACGUAUGCGGUCUCGGUACACGGUGACCAAGAUUUGUCCAGAGACUGUAAGAUGGUGCUGGACGAUGUGACUACCCAGCUGCUUCAAUCGGUAGGCGCAGAAGUCGUCGUCGAUCACCCAUCAUCCUCCGAGCGCGGGACGAUGUGGAUCAUGAAGCUCCCUUUGAGGCUCGGUUCACCGCUGUUGGAAGCAAAGCACAGAGCGCCAGCCGAAACAGAGGCACGACAGCGCUUUCUGCCAGCACUGGAGCUUGCGGAGGAGCCGUCUGCUGCUGACCUAGAGGAAUUUGCACAGAAGGAGCUGCGGGGCAGAAAGAUUGCACUACACGCGUCGCCCACCAGCAGAUUUGCGCAGCUUCUUUCCGCACAGCUGGGAGCGCUGGGCUGCGAAACUGCGCACUUGCCUCUUGAAGGCGAUGCUGGCAAUUGGGAAGAGACGAGGUCGUGGACCGGGACAGGUGCCGAGGACGAGAGUAGCUUGCCAAGAACGGCGAUCGCCCUGUCUAGAGACAAUAGGCCCAGCUUGAUUCACUAUCCAAGCAACGCUGGCAUGGGCGUGGAGCUCGCCCGAGGACCUCAACCGUCACAUGACAGAUCGAACAGCGACGACACGGCUGUUUUGGAUCCAGUCACUGGUGUGCCGGUGGUUCUGCACGCUAGCGCAAUGAUUCAGGCUCAACAGCCGAAGGCCAUUGGGUAUGCAAGCUCCGACCAAGCGCCGGGCUCGCCGUCGGCGUCGGGUAGUGGUGACCGCGAGAAGCGAGGUCAAGACUCAACUACUAGAGGUCCUUUACCGUUCAGCUUUGUGCUGAUCGACGACGACAUCGAGACGUUGCAGAGAGAGCUUCUCCGAAUGCGCUCAGCAACGGCCGUCUUGAGGUCUGCCCUGGGCUCAGCUAAGUCGACCAGCAGCAAGCCUGCAAGCGUCCAGCGCGUAAUGAACGACGAGCGCGUGACUUCUCACCACGUCGGAUAUGCACCCCAAACGCAUGCCAUCAUCCACUUCACAAGUUUGAAGAAGUAUCGCAUCGUCCGGGACGCUAUCCAACCUAUCGUUGAAUCAGCAGCUGCGCAAAGAGCACCCCUUCCAGAGGUCAUCGUCAUCCCGCAGCCUUUGGGCAUUCGCAGACUACUGACGGCGAUGCACACUGCUGUGCACAAGCCCUUAGUGGAUCCCUUCUUCUCCGCCAUAGCCACAAGUCCAAUGUCACCCAGCACCGCACCAGCUCUUAAACAGGUGAACGGAAGCGCCCCAGCCCUGCCUUCGCCUGGUAUUGUCGAGGUGCCUAGGAUGCUUGACGUACAAGGAGCCGGCGACGCUGUGCCAGACUCGCACGCACCGUCAGAAGCCAUCGACACUGCCUCUAAGCUCGGGAUAGAUGUCGGCUUGGCCACAGGCGAGCCCCGCGCCCACGAGACGCACGCGGCGGAACCAAAGGAUGCCAGCCGACACCCCGCUCUGCAUCUAGACAUGCCACCCAGAGACCCGGCGCUGGACCUCCUUGGAAGACAGAAGGGUCCAAUCCCUCAGGAGGCCACCCGGUCUGUCCUCGAGUCUGGAGACGGCGCGAGGAAGCCGUCAGCGCCGCAUCUUGCCAAGUCAUCAGCAACGACCCCUUCAGCCGACUCGAUUCCAGGCAAACAGGGCAUCUCGCGAGCAGUGCAAGCGGUGCCUGCUACAAAUCAUCUCGCACCAGGGCUUCCGUCCACGGCAAGCACGAUGUCACAUCACAGCGGCGGUAGCCCAUUGCCCUUGGACGCUUUGGGCUACUUCAGUGAGACGGCCUCGAGACUGGGUAGUCGAGGAGCGUCGGGCAUGGUCAUCCAAAGUCCUGAUGGGCGGCCUGCCGGCAUUUUCUUUCAGCCAAGGACCAGCUCGCAAGGGAACAGAACGCCGGCAUCGACAAGACGAGGCAGCGACAAUAGCAAUCAGCAGCGCUCGUCUACAGAUGUCGGCUCAUCUCAGCGCACUGGGGAACACACGCGAAGGCAACAGCAGCACAGUGGUGAUCUCACACCAGUCACCCUGAAGAGUGCUCUAGACAGUGAGUCCUCCAAGGCUGCCCGACGAGAACGAAAGACCUCAGCUACGGGAAGCGUCGAAAGCGUUGCAGGCCCUUCCUCUCCACGGAGCUGGAACUAUCCUGCUGGCUCGCUCUUUGUACCGCAAGUUGGCAUUGAGAGCAUUUUGAGCGGAGGCAGGCCGCCACUGGCCACUCCUUUGGACGAAAGCGCACGCGCAAACGGCGUGUGGGAGCCUAGCAGAGCGGAAACUGCUUCCCAGCAUGGCACUGGACCAGCUGCGUCAGCUAGUCCUUUGACUCGAGUUCUCUCACCUCGAAGCACCCAGCAACCCUUGAUAUCCGCGCUGUCAAAUGUGUCUCUCCCGAAAGCAUCAGCAGCAGCAGCGCCCUCCACGGUUGCCGAGAGCGCCAAAAGUACAGUGCCAGAACAUCCUCAAUCUCCCAUUCAAAAGGCAGAGUUGGCGCCAGCUCCACUCGGCGAAGCGGGAGCUAGGAUGCCUGAAUCACCAGUCGCUGCGAUAGAUCCCAUCAGUGCAGCUAGACACUCUUUCGCCGCGCCUCAGAGUCAAGAGUCCCGGCGGCCGAGCGCACAACCGCAGUCUGGCCUUCUUAUUGGUGCUGGGUUUGCACCCAAGGCGAAGAAGGGCACUGGACCUAAGCCUGCUCCGAUUCGCCAAAAAGUGCUACCGCCUAUCAAGGUGCUAAUCGUAGAAGACAAUCCGAUCAAUCAGGCUAUCUUGCAGAAAUUUAUGAAGCGCAAGCAGAUUUCGUGGGAAGCUGCACGAGACGGACGGGAAGCGAUCGACAAGUGGGCCAAGGGGGGCUUCCACUUGAUCUUGAUGGACAUUCAACUCCCUGUGAUGGACGGAAUUGAAGCAACCAAAGAGAUCAGAAAAUUGGAGCGCAUGGACAACGUCGGACUACCCUCUACCACACCGCCCGCUAGCCAGGUUGUCACGGGCGUCAACGCCGAACAAAUCACACCAGCAAAGCAAGCUAGCGAAGCCUUCAGCGUUCCAGCUACUCCAUUCCGCGCCUCAGUGAUCAUCGUAGCCUUGACGGCAUCAGUCCUCAACAGUGAUCGAGUAGCUGCCCUUGCAGCAGGCUGCAACGACUUCCUGAACAAGCCAGUCGACCUUAAUUGGCUCGAGAGGAAGCUGUGGGAAUGGGGCAGCAUCCAGUACAUUGUGCUCUCCGGACAGCUCUCAACGGCCGCAAGAAAGGCCAGUGCAGGCGGACGAGGCGCUCUGGAGGAGGCUCGCGGGAACAGAGAAGUGCAACGAGGCUUCGGCUCGGGUCCAGAUGCUCUGGCAAAGAAGAUUGCCAAUUCGUUGCAAAUUGUCCGGAAAAGCAGUCCUGCGCCAGCAGCGUCACCGAAUGCCAGCGUCAAGAAGGCUGCGCCCAAGCCGGACUUAUGAAUGGAGCUCCCGCACCUCGCUUCCUCGCGACGCUCGUCACUUGACAGCUCAGCUGCAGCUCACUCUUUGCGAUGCUCAAUAAUGUCGGAUCUCUCGCUUUACCAUCGCACCUUGGGCUUCCCCGACACGCGCACUGAUUGUUGCUCUAUCUCCUUCCGUCGAGGCUCACCUACGCGUCACAAAAUGCACAUGCUUUGAGCUAGCCAGCCAGUCAGUCAGCCAAUCAGUUUCUUUCUGUUCACGACCCGACUU